Mucor mucedo is the source of this 927-nucleotide messenger RNA. RefSeq lists its product as uncharacterized. Bases 1 to 927 code for a protein of 308 amino acids. Gene Ontology annotation, molecular function: monoatomic cation transmembrane transporter activity. The transcript is spliced from 3 exons. NCBI's taxonomy places the organism in Eukaryota, Fungi, Mucoromycota, Mucoromycetes, Mucorales, Mucoraceae. Gene Ontology annotation, biological process: transmembrane transport; monoatomic cation transport. The record is from RefSeq and is a predicted model, not a curated record. Gene Ontology annotation, cellular component: membrane.
AUGUUUGAUCAGGAAAGUCUCCCGAUAAGAAGAAGAAAAUCCAUGCAAACGCUAGCGCAGAAUGCAAAGGCACCGCCCGUGCAUUUUUAUGCACUUCGAAUUCCCGACGAUCAACUCGACAAGAUCGACGAUAAAGCCGUUCGAAAGUUUUACGAGCACCAAAAUGAGAUUAUCGACCGGUACAUGGAAGUAGAUGAAAUCAUUCAAGAAUUACGUGGAGAUAAUUGCAGUGUCUUAUUCCGAUCAAACAGCCUCCAAGCUGAAGACGAGGAGGAAAGCACACCUUUAAUUGCUCCUAACAAGGAAACUUCUUCGACCUGGCUUAUUCAUUUAGCCAUUAAUCUAUCAUUUGUAGCCAAUAUUGUCCUGUUUCUGACCAAGGCCUUUCUUGCGUUCUUCACGGGAUCCAUUGCGAUCCUUGCUUCGGCCUUUGAAAGUUUUCUGGAUAUCCUCAGCAAUGGCAUCAUCUUUUUCACCAUUCGUGUGAUCCGGCAAAAGAAUAUUUAUACGUACCCCGUAGGCAAAUCACGCAUGGAACCCUUGGGCAUCAUUGUGUUUGCUGUGGUCAUCACAACCUCUUUCAUUCAGGUAUUGGCCUCAUCGGUCGAGCAAUUGACAGAGGAAAACCGGCAGGUGCAGCAUGUGGAUUUGAGCCCAAUUUCAAUUGCUUUGUUGGUAGCAAAUAUUGUGGUCAAAGGUAUCCUGUGGUUUUGGUGUCUCAGUAUCAAGGGAAGCUCGAGUGUGAGGGCGCUUGCUCAGGAUCAUGAAAAUGACGUGGUGUUUAAUAUAGCUAGUACGCUUUUCCCGGUCAUUGCUGUCUGGGCAAAGAUGCCACCUUUGGAUCCGAUUGGGGCCAUUUUGCUGUCGCUAUAUAUUAUUUAUGAAUGGGUGACUGUAUUAUUAGGUAAUCCUCGAGUCCCGCAUUAG